CUGUGUUGGCAGAACUCGAGUAGCCUUCCUACAGUGAUAUCGGCGCGCAAGUUUUCGAGUGCAAGUAGACCAAAAUGUCGGCACAGAAAUACAUAAUCGGUCUGACCUUUUUGGUCGCCGCUCUGUUGGCCAUCAACUUUGUACCCGCAAGUGGUGCUGUUAAUUCCUAUGCCGCCGCCAACAACAAAUCGCACCAUCUGAUUGUUGGCUACAGGAUGCCCGGUGACAGACUCGUGUUAAGACAGAAUAUCGUCAAGAAUUCUUCCUGGAUGCAAAUUGUAACUGUCGAGAAGACCUUCAAUACCUCUGCUUGGGAACGUAUAACUCAACUUCAAGCGUUAGACCAGAAAACAAAUGGCAAUGGUGCUUACGCCAGUAUCCUACGAGGUGGACCGGCACACAGCAACGUCACCAUAAAGUUCAAGAGCCAGAGGGGUCAUGGUAUCAACUUCAUCGUUGAGCUUUACGCACGUUAAUCAAUUUUGAUAAGAGCAGUUAACACUACAACACUACCGGUGCGAUGAUUUCUGGACGCAGUCAGAAUGGAGAAGUAAAACAACUAAUUUUAAAGGCAAUAACGUCAAUUUCAUAUAUAUGUUCUGAACUAUUUAUUUUUACAACACUGUUAUUAUUGCCGCUAAAAGAAGACAAGUCAUUCUGAAUACUCUUCACUGUACUAUUGCUGUUAUAUGUAUAUCACAAAUAAAUUCAAGAAAUUAAUGCAA
Molecule: messenger RNA, 725 nt
Organism: Linepithema humile (Argentine ant)
Lineage: Eukaryota; Metazoa; Arthropoda; Insecta; Hymenoptera; Formicidae
Product: probable salivary secreted peptide
Source: RefSeq, a predicted model, not a curated record